Messenger RNA from Gastrolobium bilobum, 1326 nucleotides. RefSeq names its product F-box/LRR-repeat protein At3g58900-like. Gene Ontology annotation, molecular function: protein binding. The record is from RefSeq and is a predicted model, not a curated record. The coding region runs from base 1 to 1326 and encodes 441 amino acids. Lineage: Eukaryota; Viridiplantae; Streptophyta; Magnoliopsida; Fabales; Fabaceae. The transcript is spliced from 3 exons.
AUGGAGAAGAAGGACAUCAUAAGCACAAUGCCAAAUGAAAUCAUUUCGAACAUUUUAUCUCGUUUAACAAUCAAAGAAGCUGGUAGGACUAGCAUCCUAUCAACAAGGUGGAGAUAUCAAUGGACCUAUUUCUUUGGGGUAGUGAACUUUGAUCAUUCACUUAAGAAUUAUAACUUGCGUCGACAAAACAAGCUUAACCCUUUAAGAAAAUCCAUUGUUUUUGUCUCUGAGUGGAAGAAAUUCAUGAGUGAUUUGGAACAUGUUUUGAAAUCACUGAAAUGUCCAACUAUGCAAGGACUGAGAAUUUGCAUGGAAUUGGGUAACCCUCAAAAGGUAGCUCAAUGGGUUAAGUUUGCUGCUGAGAAGAAUGUUCAAGUGCUUGAGCUGAAUUUCUUUUACAACUUCACAACAACGUUCUUCGAAAUAAGCGAGAAGAUUCGCAAUGUGAUAUCAUCAACAAGUUUUGAAAUGAAGUCACUGUGUGUGCUUCGUUUGUCUGCUGUGGACGUGACUGGUGAGGUUAUUGAGCAUUUUCUAGCAACUUGUCCAUCUCUUGAAACAUUGUGUGUCAUUGAAUCCAAAAGUUUCAUUUUACGCUUGAAAGUUUCUGGUCAAGCUUUGAAGCUGAAACAUUUGGAGUUGGUUGAAGUCAAGAUUAUACAUCUAGACAUUUCUGCUGAGAAUCUCAUGACAUUUAGAUACUCUGGAGGUUUUGGAAGGUUCAACUUUGAAAGUGUCCCAAACCUUGUGGAAGCUUCCUUUGGAGGACGGUAUUCUAGUUACCUGCAACCAAACAUGAACAAUGUUGAUCUUUUUGGGUUAAUCUCUCAGCUAAAUGUUCUGAAAUUGGACCUGUUUCCCCAUGAUAAGGGAAUUCUUGAAGGCCUACCUGAGUUCACUAAUGUGAAGCAUUUGGAGCUGCAAAUUCCUCAUACAUGUGGAGGGAAGAUGGAUCGUGCUCUUUCUUUACUGAGUGCAUUUCCUUCAAUAUGUGUGCUUAAGGUGAAGUUCCUUAGGUGCAAUAUGAAGCCUGAGGAGGAGGAGGAGUGGGAAGCUAAUCUAAAAGGUGAGUUCCCAAACCUGAAAGAGUUGGGAGUAUCAGGAUAUAGAAGAGACACAAGUCAAAUUGAGUUGCUGAUUAGCAUAGUUGAGAAUGCUCCUAAUCUCAACAAGAUUGUUGUGGAUCCUCUCUCUUCAUAUUAUGUGGAUAUUUCACCCGAUGAUGUUCGGGCCUGGAUUAGAAAACGGCGUCAUGGCUCUGCUAAAUGGUAUGCGGAUGGUCUGAAACAAUAUGUGCCUCCUCAAAUUGAAGUGAUUGUUCUCUAA